Molecule: messenger RNA, 4116 nt
Organism: Chanos chanos (milkfish)
Lineage: Eukaryota; Metazoa; Chordata; Actinopteri; Gonorynchiformes; Chanidae
Gene: fmn2b
Product: formin 2b
Exons: 20
Coding region: 1-4116 (1371 amino acids)
Biological process (GO): actin nucleation; cortical actin cytoskeleton organization
Cellular component (GO): cytoskeleton; actin filament; cytoplasm
Molecular function (GO): microtubule binding; actin filament binding
Source: RefSeq, a predicted model, not a curated record
AUGGGCAACCAGGACGGAAAGCUAAAGAGAGCCCCAGCGGGGGAGGGAGGAGAGUCUGCCGACGAUGGCGCGGGCCUCCGGGAGCCUGACGGCACAAAGAAAGGAUUUCACGGCAAGAAGGCGCAGGGUAAACAGAGCAAAGGAGGUGACGGAGGGAAGAAGAAAGGCAAGUCGGAGUCGAAAUCGUCUGUGUUCUCCAACAUAAGGAAGCGUAAGAACCUGUCCAAGGUGAAAGGCCUGAUCGGAGGUUCUAAGGAAGAUGUUUUGGACUCGCAGGGGGAGCUGGAUAGUGCUCAGUCGGUGGGAAACAAAACUCCGGACAUCAGCGCCGAUGAAUUGGGGCAGUCCGACGCUGAGACCGAGAGGCCUCGUAUCAACGCCGACAGCCGGCAGAGCACCGUGGAUGCUCCAGAAGGGCCCAGAGCCAGCUCUGGAUCCGACACGGAUAUCUAUAGUUUCCAUUCGGCGGCAGAACAGGAGGAUCUGCUCGCUGAUAUCCAGCAGGCCAUUAGGCUGCAGCAGGGUGGAAGUAUCUCUGUCGUGGAUGAAAUGGGCUGGGGGAGGGAGAGCAGACUAAUUUCUGAGGCUAAAAGCACCCCAACCCCCGAUUCGGAACCCUUCAGCGUGCUCGAAAUACUGCCAGAAAGAGAGAAUGGCUUUAUAACUCAGCUUGACUUCUCUUUCGAGGCAGCCAAACCGGAGAAGGAUGAGGCUGAGCACAAGGAGGGAAUAGAGGAGACGCCUGUUACCAAGACAACCAGCACCACCAGCUUCCCUGACCUCACAGCCUCUUUUGAGAGUGCUGUAGAGGCAGUGGAGGAAGAGGAGGUAGCGGAAGAGGCUGACAAGGAAGUGCAGCAGGAGGGUUUAAGUCUGCUUCCUCCCUCCCCCCUGGACGAGCAGGACAAACCAGGUACGGACAGUGACACUGAGGGGGGCUUUACUGAGAAUGGAUGCCCCAGUAUUGUGGAACUUGGGGAGGAAAGUAUGGAGGAGGAACCAGUCAUCCAGAGGAGAAAGAGCAGUGUAACAUUCUAUCCGUGGCCCCAGGAGAGCCCACUGGCUACCCGCCUGCUUAAAUCAACGCUGACGACCAACGCUAGCCCAUCCGUCAAACCCUAUCCCCCUAUCCACCCCUCCUACAUCAAAACGACAACCCGUCAACUCAGCUCCCCCACCUGUUCGCCCGCCCCGUCCCCGUCCCACAGCCCACUGUUAUCACGACGGCCCCAGGAGGCCGAGCAGCGGGCGGAGCGCAGGCGGGUCAAACGCCAGCGCUCCUAUAGCAUCACAGGACCAAUCAGUCGCUCUGCGGAUUGGACCGAAGAGCUCGCGUCCUUUCCCCCUAAAGCAGGCUCUGCUGAUUGGCUGGAGUACGGUGGCUCGCAAGAGCGAAUCAGAGGGGGUAGCCAGCCCCUGUGUCCGACACGUCGGUCCUCCUGCGGACAUGUCUCCACGUGCAGUUUUCAGGAUGUUUUCACAGGUCGUACUUUGUUGGAGAAGUUUUUCAGGCAGCAGGAAGAGACAGAGGUAGAAGAAGCUGAGCGGUUGUGUUCCCGAAUCCUGGCCAUGGGUCUGCUUCUGCCUUUCAGUGACUGUUUCAGAGAACAGUACAGUGACAGCACCACACAGAUUCCACCAAAGUUUGAUCAAGACCAGUUGUAUACAUGGGCAGCUGUCAGUCAGCCCCCACACUCACUGGAGCACUUUGAAGGUCGUCUUCCGGGCCACCUCAAGGCUUUAUGGCCUCCCAAACCAGGAGCGAAUGACAGACCAGAGCUAAAAUACACGGAGGAGGAGGAUGAUGAUGAGCAUCAGACAGCGAUUCAGGCACUGAAGAAGCAGCAGCAGGAAGAGGUCCAGGAGCUUCAGGAGGAGUCUGUAUUGAUGACUGUGAAGUUAAAGGAGGAGCAUGUGAGUGUGAUUCAGCAGUUGGAACAGACCAUAGAAGAUUUGCGCAGUAAGAUUGCUGAGCUGGAGAAGCAAUACCCCUCUGUGGAGAGGGACGUUCUCACACAGGACCAGGAGUGUGGCGGGGACGACAGCUUGCUGCCGGACGUCUGUCAUGUGCACCUGCAGACAGAGCAAACCCUGCUGCAGAGCCUGGAAGUCAAAUCUGUACAAACAUCUCCAACGGAGGAGAGCUUUAGCUUUAAAGUGCCUUCAGCUGACCAGCUGCCACCUUCCACGGGUGCCUCUGAGGUCACCCCCCAACAGACAGUCCCUGCCUCUCCUAAAGUGGGCCAGGGCUUUGUGUGUAAAUGCCAGCAGCAGCAGAGCGGGAUUCAGCCUCCACCCCCACCAGUACCGUCUGGGUUACCUGUCCCUCCACCUCCACCACCUCCCCCAUUACCAGGCUUUGCAGGACCUCCACCACCACCCUUACCAUGUGGAGCAGUACCCCCUCCUCCACCCCCUCUACCAGGAAUACUGCCCCCACCACCUCCACCCUUACCUGGUACAGGGGCACCACCACCUCCGCCCCCUCCACCACCCCUACCAGGUUGCCCGCCUCCACCUCCUCCACCCUUACCAGGACAAGUGCCAUGCCCCCCUCCACCCCCACCUCUCCCAGGUUUUGGAGCACCACCGCCACCUCCACCCUUACCUGGGAUGGCGGCACCUCCACCUCCCCCACCCCCACCCCCACCACCUCCAGGCAGUGCAGGACCUCCACUACCCAUAUUCCCUGCAGGUGCCUGUGGCCUACCUCCUCCCUCUGGACUGGGCUCUCUGCCACCCCCCCUGCCCCUGGGGCUGUAUGCUCUGGGCAUGGCCCAGGAGAAAGCACCACGUAAGGCAGUGGUGGAGCCUCCACGGCCCAUGAAGCCCCUCUACUGGACCAGAAUACAGCUUCAUGCGAAAAAGGAUGCAACCUCGUCUCUGGUGUGGGAGAUGAUCGAGGAGCCAUCAGUUGACUUUGAAGAGUUUGUGGAACUUUUCUCUAAAACAGCAGUGAAGGAAAAGAAGAAACCUCUGUCAGAUACCAUCACCAAAUCCAAGGCCAAGCAGGUGGUGAAGCUUUUGAAUAACAAGCGUUCCCAGGCUGUGGGCAUUCUAAUGUCGAGCUUACACUUGGACAUGAAGGACAUCCAACACGCUAUUCUAAAUCUGGACAACACUGUGGUUGACCUGGAGACUCUACAAGCCCUUUAUGAGAAUAGAGCACAGCAGGAUGAGCUGGAGAAGAUUGAAAAGCACAUUAGUUCCUCUAAGGAGAAGGAGAGCACCAAGCCUCUGGACAAACCUGAACAGUUCCUCUAUCAGUUGUCACAAAUCCCUAAUUUCUCAGGAAGGGUGUUCUGCAUCCUCUUCCAGUCGACUUUCUCUGAAUGUAUCUCCUCCGUUCUCCGCAAACUGGACCUGCUCCAGAGAGUCUGUAAUACUCUAAAAACUGAUUCAGGAGUGAUGCGGAUUCUGGGUCUGAUUCUAGCCUUUGGGAACUUCAUGAAUGGAGGGAACCGGACCAGAGGACAGGCAGACGGCUUUGCUCUGGAUAUCCUCCCCAAACUGAAAGAUGUCAAGAGCAGUGACAACACACGAAGUCUCUUGUCCUUCAUUGUUGCGUACUAUCUCCGGCACUUUGAUGAGGACGCGGGGCGGGAGACCUGUGUGUACCCUCUCCCUGAGCCCCAGGACCUGUUCCAGGCCUCGCAGAUGAAGUUUGAGGACUUUCAGAAGGACCUGAGCCGGCUCAGGAAAGACCUGAGAGUAUGCACCACAGAAGUGGAGAAGGUUUGUCAAGUGUCUGACGAGGAGCAUCUUCAGCCCUUCAAAGACAAAAUGGAGGAAUUCCUGAGACAAGCAAAAACUGAGCUGGAGACCCAGGAGAAGCAGCUUAGCGAAACCCAUAAAACGUUCUUAGAGUUGACAGUGUUCUUCUCGGUGAAAGCCAAGAUGGGAGAGAAGGAAGUAUCUCCAAACACGUUCUUCACAGUGUGGCAUGAGUUCUCCUCUGAUUUCAAAGACUUGUGGAAGAAAGAGAACAAAGUCAUUCUUCAGGAGAGGUUGAAGGCGGCAGAGGAGUGCUUCAGACAGGCCAAGGAAAAAGCUUCCUACAGCGUCAAACCCAAACACGCGACUGGAAUCAAAGCCAAGCUGGGGAUGAAAAUAUAA